Molecule: messenger RNA, 1146 nt
Organism: Cataglyphis hispanica
Lineage: Eukaryota; Metazoa; Arthropoda; Insecta; Hymenoptera; Formicidae
Exons: 1
Coding region: 1-1146 (381 amino acids)
Source: RefSeq, a predicted model, not a curated record
AUGCCGCUGCGCGACGGUCCGCCGUUGCGGGUUUCGGCGCUCAUCCUCAGACACCUGACGCUCUACAAUGGUGGCAUCCGAGUGAGUCGCAACAUGUGGCCGCACAUCGACGGCAUCGAACUCGCCGACCCGGACUUCUUCGCAGCCGACCCGGUAGAACUUCUCCUCGGUGCGGAUGUGUGCGUAGCUAUUUUGCAACCCGGUCUUCGACGUGGAAGACGUCGGCAACCUGUGGCCCAGAGGACAACGCUGGGUUGGAUUUUGUCGAGUUCCAUCGGCAUUUCAGCCGCAACCCGAUCUGCCCAAACUCACCACUGUUGCAGCGACGACGACCUUCACAGCUUGGUGCAGGAAUUCUGGCGACAGGAGGAGGUCGUGGCCAAGACUAUUCCACCCACCACGAACGAGCAGGAAGCUGAGGACCACUUCGUCCGAACACAUUCGCGAGACGCCAGCGGCCGCUUUGUCGUGCGUCUGCCUCUCAGGCUGCCGCUCCCAGACCUCGCGGGAACGAAGCGCACCGCAGCCCGCCUGCUCGGGCACAUGGAGCGCAGAUUCGCCCGAUAUAAUCAGUUGAAGCAGCUGUAUAACGACUUCAUGCGGAAGUAUGAAGUCCUGGGGCACAUGUCCCCUGCCCAGCCUAACGGCGCUGCAGGACUGGCCGAUUGCUACCUGCCUCACCACGGCGUGAUGCGCAAGGGGAGCUCGGCCAAGAUUCGAGUCGUUUUUAAUGGCUCGUCUACGGUUCCUUCAGGAGCCAGCUUCAACAGGCAUCUCAAGAUGGGCCCCAAUCUGUUGCCCGUCUUGGAAGACGUUUUGCUGCGGUGGCGAGUCCAUCACUUCGUGCUGGCGAGCGACAUCGAGAAGAUGUAUCGCCAGAUUCUCGUCGCCCCGGAGGAUCGACAUCUUCAGAGAAUUCUGUGGCGCUACGAGGACCAGACUGCUCCGCAGACCUUGGAAUUCAACACCGUGACGUACGGACUGGCCUGCGCUCCGUUCCUGGCGGUGCGCUCUCUGCGACAAUUCGCCGACGACGAGGAGGCCCACUUCCCCCAUGGAUCAGCGGCGCUGCGCCGGGAUGUCUACGUGGACGACAUCCUCACGGGCGCACCCUCGAGGAAGCCAUGGAUCUCCAGCGGCAGCUAA